AGUUCUGGGAUUCCAGGUGUGGUCACCGUGUCCUGCCACCAAAGCCUCCUGAGGGCUGUCCUGGUGUGAUGAGAGGGGUCUGGGGAGGGCUGGCUGUGCCUCCUGAGGGCUGUCCUGGUGUGAUGAGAGGGGUCUGGGGAGGUCUGGCUGUGCCUCCUGAGGGCUGUCCUGGUGUGAUGAGAGGGGUCUGGGGUGGGCUGGCUGUGCCUCCUGAGGGCUGUCCUGGUGUGAUGAGAGGGGUCUGGGGAGGUCUGGUUGUGCCUCCUGAGGGCUGUCCUGGUGUGAUGAGAGGGGUCUGGGGAGGUCUGGCUGUGCCUCCUGAGGGCUGUCCUGGUGUGAUGAGAGGGGUCUGGGGAGGGCUGGCUGUGCCUCCUGAGGGCUGUCCUGGUGUGAUGAGAGGGGUCUGGGGAGGGCUGGCUGUGCCUCCUGAGGGCUGUCCUGGUGUGAUGAGAGGGGUCUGGGGAGGGCUGGCUGUGCCUCCUGAGGGCUGUCCUGGUGUGAUGAGAGGGGUCUGGGGAGGGCUGGCUGUGCCUCCUGAGGGCUGUCCUGGUGUGAUGAGAGGGGUCUGGGGAGGUCUGGCUGUGCCUCCUGAGGGCUGUCCUGGUGUGAUGAGAGGGGUCUGGGGUGGGCUGGCUGUGCCUCCUGAGGGCUGUCCUGGUGUGAUGAGAGGGGUCUGGGGAGGUCUGGCUGUGCCUCCUGAGGGCUGUCCUGGUGUGAUGAGAGGGGUCUGGGGAGGGCUGGCUGUGCCUCCUGAGGGCUGUCCUGGUGUGAUGAGAGGGGUCUGGGGAGGUCUGGCUGUGCCUCCUGAGGGCUGUCCUGGUGUGAUGAGAGGGGUCUGGGGAGGGCUGACUGUGCCUCCUGAGGGCUGUCCUGGUGUCUAUGCUUUUCCUUUGUCCUGUUACCUGCCCGUACACUGGGCUGUCAGGGCACUGAAAUCAUCCCUGUCUGUCCUGUCAUGCUGUGCUGUCAUUUUUAGUCAAACCAGAGGAUAUGGUGCUUUUCUGUGUUUCACAUGCAGCUGUUCCCAUUGGCUUCAAACGGGCCUGUUUUAAGGCUUCGUGUGAGGUGUGUGGGAUGUGGGUUUCACUGCAAAGCAGAAGGCAGCAUGGAGCUGGGCUUGGCCUCUGCUGUCUGGUAUAGACAAGCCUGGGGAUCAGGUGUAGCUGCAGACACGGCUGGGCGCAGAGGGAGGGACCUCAUUUCCCAGCCACCUAUUCCUGCCCUGCCUCACUCCCCUGGGAAUGUGAUAAUGUGAU
Rhinopithecus roxellana (golden snub-nosed monkey) is the source of this 1256-nucleotide messenger RNA. RefSeq lists its product as uncharacterized. The record is from RefSeq and is a predicted model, not a curated record. The coding region runs from base 69 to 1052 and encodes 327 amino acids. The transcript is spliced from 2 exons. NCBI's taxonomy places the organism in Eukaryota, Metazoa, Chordata, Mammalia, Primates, Cercopithecidae.